This is a messenger RNA of Myotis lucifugus (little brown bat), 1583 nucleotides long. RefSeq names its product STARD3 N-terminal like (gene STARD3NL). The transcript is spliced from 10 exons. NCBI's taxonomy places the organism in Eukaryota, Metazoa, Chordata, Mammalia, Chiroptera, Vespertilionidae. Bases 384 to 1088 code for a protein of 234 amino acids. The record is from RefSeq and is a predicted model, not a curated record.
GGUAAUCGUGGAGGUUCGGGGGCGGCUGGCGGCCGGCGGUGGGCGGUGGGCUGCGCCUCGCCUGCGGGGCUCGAUCCAGGGUCCCGCCCUGCAGAGCCCGCCCCUCUGCUCGCGAGGGCCCCCCACGGGCGCGACCACGGAGUUGUGGUCCCCGGGCCAGCCGGGGGCAGCAGGCCCGGAACCACCCCAUGAGCUUUAAUAAAUGUACUCUCAAACUCACCUGGACUCGAGUUGUGAAAUCUUCCCUACAAGAAGUCAAGAACCCAUACACUACCCACCUGCCUGAGGCAGACUCGCUCGGCCCAGUCCUGGUCCAGUAACAGAGGCCUCUUCUCUCUAGGGAUGGUGACGUUGGAAAAAGGCUCCUGUAACUCCCCUCCAGGAUGAACUCCCUGCCAGCAGACAUGGAGAACGCUCUCACAGGGAGCCAGAGCUCUCAUGCUUCUCUGCGCGAUGUCCAUUCCAUCAACCCUGCACAGCUCAUGGCCAGGAUCGAGUCCUAUGAAGGAAGGGAAAAGAAAGGCAUAUCUGAUGUCAGGAGGACUUUCUGUUUGUUUGUCACCUUUGACCUCUUAUUUGUAACAUUACUGUGGAUAAUAGAGUUAAAUGUGAAUGGAGGCAUUGAGAACACGUUAGAGAAGGAGGUGGUGCGAUAUGAUUUCUACUCUUCUUAUUUUGAUAUAUUUCUUUUGGCAGUUUUUCGGUUCAAAGUGUUAAUACUUGCCUACGCUGUAUGCAGACUGCGCCAUUGGUGGGCAAUAGCAUUGACGACAGCAGUGACCAGUGCCUUUUUACUAGCAAAAGUGAUCCUCUCAAAGCUUUUCUCUCAAGGGGCUUUCGGUUAUGUGCUGCCCAUCAUUUCAUUCAUCCUUGCCUGGAUCGAGACGUGGUUUCUGGACUUCAAAGUGUUACCUCAAGAGUCAGAAGAAGAAAAUAGACUCCUGAUUGUUCAGGAUGCUUCGGAGAGGGCGGCACUCAUUCCUGGUGGCCUUUCCGAUGGCCAGUUUUAUUCUCCUCCUGAAUCCGAAGCAGGAUCUGAAGAAGCUGAAGAAAAGCAGGACAGUGAAAAGCCACUUUUAGAGCUCUGAGUCCUACUUCUGUUAAAUUUGAAAAACCCUCGUUGAGAAUCACCGGAGGCAAAAAGCACCAGAGAUGGGGUCUCCGUCUGGAAAGUUGAAAUGGUGACAUCACUGCUGACGUGAUUGAUUGGCUAAUAAAGAAUUUAUUUAUCGUAAUACCUCACAGACACUGUAUCAUAUUCACAAAUGUUUAGUAACCUGCCUGUGGCUGGUAAGAUAAUGUCAUGAUCCAUCCUGUAUUCGUGAGAUUGAGUCUGACCUGUUAAUGAGUAGUUGCAGAAUGGUCUUAUACUGUAUCCUAAUCAAAGGACUUCUUAAUAUAUUAGCAUAACACUUCUUUGGUAAGCAAAUACCUUUUUAUUUGAAUUCACAGAGUGGAAUUGUUUUGUUUCAUGUCUCAGAUUUCUUUUUUUAACACCCUACAUUUUCUUUGUCUUUUUUAACUCAUGCACAUGUGCCCUUUGUACAAUUUUAAAAGUAAUAAAAUCCAACAUAUCAAAAUUA